AUGGACGCGUCGAAAUGGAAACUAUUACCACAGGUUUGUUAUUUUAAUUGUUUAUUUAUUAAAAAAAUAUUAUUCCAAUUUGGCAUAAAAAUAGAAAAGUUCAAAUUUGUUAUCAUAAAAAUUAUCGCUAUCAGUUUUAUUUUCAAAAAAACUAUAUUUUAUAAAAGUAAUUCAAUAAGCCGAUCAGAAUUUUACAUAUUUUGAAAAAUCGUGUUGAAAAGUGUUAGUCGAUCAGUUAAUCAAACAAUUGACCCAACUUCUCACAUUUCUAUUAUAUUUUCAAUGUGUGCACACUUUUCAUCACCAACAAAUUUGGUUUAUUUAUUAUAUUUGAUUUUCAAUUUUUUCCGAAGGGAAAGUUAGCUGGAAACUAUAAUAGUGUUCUGUUCUCACUCAUAGUUCAACAAAUCUAUAAUUAUUUUCGCUUUUUUCAUGAUAUUUCGUAUAAUUUUAUUUCUUUUCUUGAAAAUUGUGAUAUAAUGAUUAUUCUCGAGCUUUUAUAUAUAGAAUUGAGGAUUUUAGUUCUCAAAUAUUUUGGAAAACUUAUAAUUUUUCUGUGAAAUUUUUAAAAUCCCAAGCUAUUUUCUCCAUUAUUAUCCCAUAUUUAAGAAAAGUUCUCUAAACUGAAUGAAUCAUAAAAUUCUCUGCAAAAUUUUCGGAAAACUGAAUUUGAGAUACCUGAAAAUUUGCUUGGGAGAAUAAUUCAGAAUUUUUUCAUUCACAAAAACUUCAUUUUCAUUUUGAAACGUGUACCCAAAUUUUGUAGAGCUAUAAUGAAAAUCCAGAAUUUAAAUUGAAAUAUCUGAACCGUUAUAAUUUGUUCUGUUCAUUUUUUUCAAAUAAUUCAUUCAUGCAUUUUAUAUUCUCAUUCGCAGAAACGUUUUUUGCGAAAAUUUUGAAAUCGAAUUAUUUUAGCUUUACUUUUCUUUUAUCAAAAUUCUAAAUUUACCGUUUCUUUUCAUUUUUUCUCAAAAGACAAGGUCAAUCGAUUUUUCCAACCAAUUUUUUUUAUUAACAAAUUAUUUCAUUUCAUUUCAGCUAUACACUUUUGAAUUCAAUUAUUCAUUUGUUUUCAGAAUAAUAUUGAAAAAUUUCUCGGGUUUUUUCGAUAAUUAGUUUUUGAGGACAAUUGUACAGAAUUGAACAAUAUUGUUAGUACAGGUGUAUGUGUCAUUUCAUUUUUUGUUUAGUAUGAAUCACAUACACAUUUUGCUACUUUUUUCUUCCGCCUUUUAAUAAUUUUAUCUGCGCGAAGCGAUCGAGAUAUAAUAAAAUAAAUACAAACUUUUUUUUUUUUGAUUUUUGUCUUCUUCGUUACAUAGUUAGUUGUCAAAAGGAUGCCUUCUUCUCAACCAAAAAAAACUAUCUGCGUCUCUUCAGUUCCCACGGUCUUUUCUCAUGCAUGUUUCUGUGAUUCGCCAACUUUUCUUUUUCACUUUCUCCUUCCUCAUUUUUUAGUGGUUGUUUUCAUAAAGGAGAAUUUUCAUUAUUUUUUCGGAAUUUUUAGUCGAAAAAAUAUUGAAUAAAAGAAAAUUCGAAAAAAUGUGGAUAAAAAUAAUUAUUCGGUUUUUUUCAGAACGAAGUCGAUGCACGUAGCGAAGAUAUAGAAGAAGACGACGAAGAAACUGAUUUUCGUGAGUUUUUUACGGGUCGUUAAACUCAUGAAUAAUGUUGGAAUAUCCCAAAAUGAACCUGUCAGCCGAGAAUUUCUGAAACCGAGAAAUUCGUUCUAAAAAGUUUAAUAAGACCUGAUAAAUAUGAGAAAAAUGGUCUCUAAAGAAAUUUCGGAAAUGUUUGAAAAAGUAGGAAUUUGGCGUGGGAAAAUUAUUUGGAAAUAAAUUUUGUGCCUACACAAAAACUUACUCUAUUGUCAAAUUCAAAGGUCUAUUUGGGCCUUGAAAUUUGUUUCUAAAAAAUAUUUUCAUACGAAUUUUUUUCUUCACAAAUUUCUAGUUUUUGCUUCUAUGAGUUACCAAUAUUUUUCAUAUAUUUAAAUAUUUAUGUGUAAAUAUACAUUUAUUUUAUUUUCUUUCCAACAAGCAAACAAAGUGUUUUGUUCUUCUUUUUUUCCUUCAAAAUCUCAUAUACACUUGAGAAAUAAAUAUAUUACAUUUGAUUUAUUAUUCUUUUUCGGUUUUUUUCUAGAAUGUGCCAUGGUCGAAACUCAAACAACAAUUCCACAAGAACAACCAAUAAAACCGAAAAAAGUUCGAAAAUGGACAGUUCAUCCGGGAAGAAAUAGAUUUUGUUGUCAAGGAAAAUUGGUUUGCUCGAAAAAACAUGGAGCAUUUCUACUAACGGUUUUUAUUAUGUCAACUACUAUGACAUUAUUUUUUGUUUUUGAGUGAGUUUUUUUCAUUAAAAAGUUGUGUGAUCUCAAAAAAAAAUUUGCAGUGCUCCAUUCCUGUGGUCCAAAAAUCCAAGUAUUCCAAUCAUUGCUGCUUUAUUAUCUAUUUUUGUGAUAGCAAAUUUUAUUGUGACAUCAUUUACUGAUCCUGGAAUAUUACCAAGAGCUGGGAAUUUUGAAAUUAUUGAAAUGGAUAAGCAAUUAGCAGCUACUCGUGAGUUAAUUAUAAUUUUAAAAAAUUAAUUCAGAGAAAAAAUGAUAUGUUUUUAAAGAACCUGAACAAGUUGCAAAUCGACCGCGAACCAAAGAAAUUGAAAUAAAUGGUGAAAAAAUGCGUGUGAAAUAUUGUACAAGUUGUCGAAUGUUUCGACCUCCGAGAGCUUCGCAUUGUGCAGUUUGUGAUAAUUGUGUAUUAAUGUUUGAUCAUCAUUGUGAGUUUUUUGAAAUUUAAUUUUUGACGGUACAUAAUUAUCUAUUUAUUCAGGUCCAUGGGUUGGUAAUUGUAUUGGACUUCGGAAUUACGCAUAUUUUUAUCGAUUUGUUGUUUCUUUGUCGAUUUUGAUCGUUUAUUUAUUCACUUCUUCGAUAGUUCAUAUAUGUUUGAGUAAGUUAUUUUUAAAAGAAAAUUGCAAAUUUUAACAAAUAUGAUAAGGUUUUCUCAAAUAUUUUUUUAAAGUUCUGCAAUUUUUGAACUUUGAUACAAAAGCACUCACUAAUUGUAAAAAUUAGGUAUUAUUCAUCAAGAAUAGAACAUUUUCACGUCACAAAAUUAGCCAAAAAUCUGUUUUUUUUUUCAAUUCCCAAAAAUAUAAAUAAAUAUCAAUUUUUAGGUGCAAAUGGUCGUCCAUUCAUGGAAGUAGUUCGUGAUUAUCCAAUGUCAGUCGUAGUUGCAGUUGUGUGUUUUUUCUCAAUUUGGUCACUUAUUGGACUUACAUUUUUCCAUUCAUAUCUUCUUUUUACUAAUCAGACAACAAAUGAGGAUGUAAGUUUUAUUCGUUUUUUGUUUUUUUCAACAAUAUCAUUUUAUUUUAGUUAAAAGGCACAUUCCGAAAGAAAAAUCGAAACGCUGAAAAUUUGGUGAAAAAUCCGUUUUCACGUGGAUAUUUGAAGAAUAUGUGUCAUCGAAUGUUCAAAUCAACAUUUCCAAGUGUUUUGGAUGCAGACGGGUUUGUUAAUGAUAAUAUUACGGUUAUUGUUCCAAAAACAUUCGAAAAACAAACUGGUCAAGAUUCGAAUAUUCAGCAACUUGAUCCAACUUUUGCAUAA
Caenorhabditis angaria is the source of this 3613-nucleotide messenger RNA. Lineage: Eukaryota; Metazoa; Nematoda; Chromadorea; Rhabditida; Rhabditidae. The record is from the annotation of a GenBank genome assembly.